Caenorhabditis remanei is the source of this 582-nucleotide messenger RNA. RefSeq lists its product as uncharacterized. The coding region runs from base 1 to 582 and encodes 193 amino acids. The record is from RefSeq and is a predicted model, not a curated record. NCBI's taxonomy places the organism in Eukaryota, Metazoa, Nematoda, Chromadorea, Rhabditida, Rhabditidae. The transcript has 3 exons.
AUGAUGGCGUGUUUUCUGAAAACACGUACACAAGAUGCUUCGAAAGAUAUCCAUCCAUACGUGUUCAAAUCAUUUCUUUGUAUGCAACUCAGUAAUCACAUUGCUGUAAUAUUUGAUUACAUCGUCUGCCGAGUUCCCAGCACAUCGCUGGUUACUUCUUAUUUUUCUUCGCAUUUACAAAUCUUUGCUGACUUCAUUUUCUCUGCAAUCGUCACCAUUUGUAUUGUUGUUAUGACAUCAAUGAUGCUAAUGAAAAUGAGAAAUCUGAAAUUGAUAGACCAAAACUCCAAACUGAAAUCGAAAGCAGAAACCACUUUGAAAAUCACAAUGUGCGUAAUUUUGAUACCGUCUAUGAUAAUUUUUGCGGUUCGUGAUUUACUGCAACCAAAUACCACUAAAUACUGCUUGCAGAUAACUGGUUUCUCUGCCACAAAGUAUGCGUCCUAUAUCAUACUCAUUCGUCCGAUUCUUCUGGAUUGCCGAGUAAAUAUUGUUUCGUGUUACUUUUAUAUGAGCCAUCCCUAUUUCAAAAGGAAGGAGACACCAAAAUCAGUCCAUUUGACGCCUUGGCGGACAAACUAA